Messenger RNA from Physcomitrium patens, 2761 nucleotides. Lineage: Eukaryota; Viridiplantae; Streptophyta; Bryopsida; Funariales; Funariaceae. The record is from RefSeq and is a predicted model, not a curated record.
GUGGGUGCAUUGUGGGCUUGGGAGGUGGUCGCGCUGCGGUGGUGUGCGAGUUCUGCUGGUUUUUGUGCUGCAGAAAACUCCAAUCAAUCUCAUGUGCAUUGUGAAGCAUGUGAUCUGAAAUCAUUGCUGGAGUAGAGAGCUCUUGGGGCAUUGGAGGCAAUCGGUUGUACAAAUGUACUGGAUCUCAUGACAAGAGAAAAAGGUUACAUGAAUUCUAACGUCGAAGAGAGUAGCCAGGUUGCCAAGCUUCAAUAGGAAUAAGAGUACCAGCAGUAGAUUGAUUGGGUGUCUAAGGGCAUGAGCAACAAUUUCAUUUUUCUAGAGACAUUGUGGCUCCUACCUUGGCGGGAAGAAGCCAAAAGCCUGGGUCACCAGUCCACUUGUGGAAAUGGGUGAAUGGAUUACCGGAGCUGCGAUCAAUGUGGUGGGCAGCAUAAGCAUUAAUUUUGGGACGAAUUUGCUCAAGCUUGGACACAAUCAGAGGGAACGGCAAGCACUUGUACUGGACACAGAUGAUCCUGAAGACAAGAUUUUGCCUAGGAAGCCUGUAACACAAUAUCAAUCAUGGCGUAUAGGUGUGAUUGUUUUCUCUCUUGGGAACAUUUUGAACUUUAUAUCCUUCGGCUAUGCUGCCCAGUCAUUAUUGGCAGCUUUGGGCUCAGUACAAUUUGUUUCCAAUGUCUUCUUCGCCUACCUGAUGCUGAAUGAGAUUGUAACUAGGCGAAUUAUUUUGGCAACGGUAUUCAUCAUGGUUGGGAAUGGCUUCCUUGUUGCGUUUGGGAAUCAUCAGUCCGUGAUUUACACACAUGGGCAGCUUUUGGCAAGUUACAAGGGGCAUAUUUACCUUACGUAUUUGUUCAUUCUUCUGUGUAUUGUCGCUGCGCAUCACUCCAUAUACAGACGGGGAAGGCAACUUGCUGCAUCGCGGGGAGAGGAUCCUGUUGGUGUAUGGCGGAUGUUGCUGCCAUACACAUAUGCUGUUGUCUCGGGUGCUGUUGGUUCACACUCUGUUUUGUUUGCGAAGUCUCUGUCGGUUCUGCUUCGAUCGACGUUAGAAGGUGAUAAUCAACUGGAUGGUUGGUUCACGUACAUUGUUUUUUUCUUAUUUGUGGGAACAGCCUCAUUUUGGAUGGCCAGGCUCAAUGAUGGAUUGGCUAUGUUCGAUGCCAUUCUAAUUGUACCCAUGCUUCAAAUUGUUUGGACUUUCUUCUCAAUAUUUACGGGUUUCAUCUAUUUUGAAGAAUACCGGGUGUUUGACCAUUUCCGAGCUACAAUGUUUGGAAUUGGUGUUUUGGCUCUCUUUGUCGGCAUGUCGCUCCUUGCUCCUCAGGCUCCCCAGCUUGGCUCUAAAGGUUCUAGUACGAAAACGGAGAGCGACAGUGAGACUGAAUUUUCGCCAUUGAUUUCCGAUGCUCCUUCAGAUUACCGAGAGCCUAAGAGAACUUUGGCGCAACAUGUGUACACAGACGCAGCUGCAGUUGUAGGUCGAGCCAAGUCUGCUGCUAGGAUGACGCUGGGACUUGGCCAGGACCGUAUUCAUGCGUCAUCCGUAUUUUCGAUGCCCAUGAUAGCCUCUGCACGCACUCCAUGGAGGACACCAACUUUAAAUUCUGAGUGGCUAAUCAAGCUCACUGAUCCUCGAGAUGUUGAGAACGCCAAGGGGAUCAACAUCCGACUUGACAGCUUGUAACAUAUUCUUGAAACUCUGCGAGGAUACUUUUGUUCUAUUCACUUGAUUCUAUCGCUUGUCAUGAGGAAAUGUUUUUCAACACUUCUUCGUACAUUCUGCGCUCCUCACACCAUUUCAGUUUAGUCAGUAUUUAGAGAUACUUGUUUAGUAUAUGAUACGGAACCGAUUAGGUCUGCACUGACCUGGUCCUUUUCUAUUAUCCUUGUUCAACUUGCAUUGUUACAUUCUGAGCAAGUUAGAUUGUAGUCAAUUGAGACUAGUCAAUUAGAUAUGAAUUCUAGGUGUAAGCGCUUUCUUGGACACAAGGGGGAGAUUUCCUUGGCUUGAAAACCAUUCACACUUACGACGCAAAGUUGUGAUACAAUGUAUCGCUCUUCUGAACUUGCCUUGCUUUCAAUGAACAAUUCGUACAAGCAUAUCAAAGAAAAUGAUAGCAAAACUUCUCAGAUCCAGGUAGUUUUUGUUUGAAGCGUAUGUCUGUCUGCUGGAUUGGUAAUGUGGCCUUCUGUCGUUUGAUCAACGGACUCGUUUGGACUGAAAUUAGUUAUCUUUCUGGGAAUGUUUUUUCUUGAUUCUCUAUUUAAUUGCAUAUUUUGUUUAGUCACAUUAACAUCAAUGAAAAGUCAUGGUGAUUGUAAACUAUGAGUAACGAUUAGGAGGGCUGCUGUAAGUUUCUAUUUACAAGUGUGGGAGAUUUCUAUUGCAGAUAGUUGGUGCAGGUGGUGGAUAGAAGGAAAAAUGCUCAUACAAGAGAAGAAUCUGAAUUAUUUGAGGCAAGUGACAUCUGCACAACAGGCUUCACUCAUGGAAUGGGUGGAGCACAACAUGAUCCUUAUAUAUUUGAGAACUUUUCCUUCUCUUGAAUUGAGUAACAAGUUUUCAUCUUGCAAGUAACUCCAAAGGUAAAUUCGGUUUUCAUUUACAAUUUGCAGAUAGUACUAGUUUUCUACACACCUGGCUCAGUUAAAUGUUAGAAGAAUAGUAGGAAUGAUUUGUAGCCCUGAUGAUAGAAGGAUGGAUCAUUUCAAUUUCAUAAUGAUAUUAUUAAAUAAAGCAAUCUACAAUAUGUGC